AAUAAGGGUCUGGAAAUUCUUACCUCACCUCCCUAGACAAGACUGGUGUGUAUGGAAUCAAUUGGCUGUAUUGGGAACUUGGGGGCUUGUGGGUGGAACAGAAGCGGAAUUCUGGGAGACAGACACAGGUGGACUGAGAAUAGCCUGGUGGACAGGAUUGGGGGAACAGCAGGCCCCGCCCUGAAACCACCAGAUGGGACAUGAAUUAUUGAGGAGAACCCUAGAGGCUCCAGAACCAUGACUAGCAGAGAGCAGGUGGGGUCUGCCACAGUGACAGUGGUUGUAGAAGUGGCAUCCUUGCCAGAGGCAGGGCCUGACACCUGCAGCCCCAGAUUCCUUCUAGAUGGUCCUAAAAUGCUCCGGCUAGAUCCAGGAGACCCUGAGACUCUGGAGCACCGAUUCACAUUUGACCGAGUCCUGGGCCCAGAGCAUUUGAAGGAAGCAGAGCAGGAGUUUCUGGAGAACAUUCAGGCUGUGCUGGGCUCAGUCUCCAGAGGUUACAGUGUGUCUGUGCUGAUUAGGGGCAGAGAAGCCAAGCAACCGGAUCUGGUUCCUCAGCUGCUGGCAAUGCUGUUUGAGGAGAUUCAACCCUCGGGUGCUUCUGAACCUUCCCUCGGGACCCUAAGUCUAGUGCAGCUCAGUUCUAGUGGGAGGAGUCGAGACUUAUUAUUACCUGGAACUGGAGACCUGACCUUGUUGGAUGUGAACCCACUGGGUCUGGUAGUGGAAGGAGCUAGUGAAGCAGAGGUCCUUGACUCCAAGUCUGGCUGUCAGCUUUACCUCAAGGCAAUGGAGGGCUUGGACAGGGCCUGUUCCCUUCUUACAGUCACAGUGUCCUGCCUGGGGCCCAGCACCAUAAAGAGGCCCUGGGCCAGAGGCAUGUGGCGGGGUUCACUAAGGGUCCUGCAGCUUCCAGAAGCUCCGGACUGCCCCUUAUUGCUGGUCCUGGGAGGGAAGGCUUCUAAGGCCCAUACAGGCUCCUUGCCUUGGGUUGUGACUCGGUUGCUCUUCGGGAAUAGUUACAGUAGCCUGCUGCUCCGCUUGGAUCCCCAAGCCACCCCCUUGAGCCUGCUCCUGGCCUCACUAUCAGGGGCCACAGGAGCUCGGGACCCAGCCCGUUUGAAGGAGGUUUCUCCCACACUGUGGGAUGCUUCAGAAGAAAUUCAGGCCCGGCAUGCAGCUGUCCAGGAACUGCGCUCUGAGCUCUCUGGAACCACUGUACAGGAGAAUCAGCUCACCAAGCUGAGCCUGGUGCUCAGGGAAUUGAAGGUACUGAAAAACCAACGCCGGUAUUGGGAAAGCAGGCUGCUCAAGGGAGCUGGAGCCUCAGCACAGGGGCUUCCAAACCUGCAGGUCCCUGAUGUAGCACUGCAGUUUAUGUUAGCACGGGCCCAUAGGCAGCUGCUCCAAGAACAUCAUCAAUCCCAGAUCCAAGAGGAGCUGAACUGCUUGGGACAAGACAAGGAAACAGCAACAGACCAGCCCCCAGACCUAUCAGCUAAGAAUCCGAGCCAGAAUCGUGCAGCACUGGUCCUGCAGCUGGAAGCACUGAGAGUGGAGCGAGAUGCGGCUGAACGGGACUUAGAGGCCCUGUAUGAGCUGCAUGUGCUAGGAGCCCGGGCUCAGACCUGCCACAUGUUGCAGGUGUUCCGGGCUUUUCGGGAGCUGUGGAAGAAGCGGGCUGCUGCCAGGGAGUUCCAUCACCGAAUUCUGUUAGUUGGAGUCUUGCAGGAUGCUGUCUCUCUGGCCAUGCAGAACCAGCAACUCCAGCAGGAAAUCACACCGAGGAGAAAAAAAGUUUAAGUUCUUUUCAAGUUCUGACAAUCUGCCCUGAUGGCUUUUUCUUAAAGUAAUGGCAUUCAGACCCAGGACUGCCUUGGUCAACAGACAUGACCCCAGUCAUACCUGUUCUGCAGGAAUUCAAAUGAAAACAAGCGUCUGACAGCCACUGCCAGGAGGCUUCCUAAAAUUUACUGUCAUCUGGUCUAAGUUUAGUCCUGCUUCUGGGUAUCAGAUCACCAGAUAUUUACUGAUCCUGACACCUAGCUGGAAGCCUCUGUUUCUUCACUUCCAGCUCCUUAGAGUUUGGAGAAGAAUGUGUAAUAUCACAAAACUCUGGAGAAUGGAGGCCCGGUCAGCUGGUAUUUCCUCUGUCCUGGCAAACUCCCACCUUUUGUACCCCUAAUUCCAGUGAUUCCAUUUUAGAAUUGGUCAGUGGAAAACUGCCCUCUCCUGCUACCUCCUGCCCCAUAGGCAGCUUAAUUUCCCCCCUAUACAAUUCCAUUUUUCUCUCUCCUUUUAUUGUGUCUGUGGAAAUUCCCAACUAUUGCUAGCAGCGAUGGCCUCUUCCCAGAUUGCCUUUUUCCUUUUUUAUGGACACACCAAAACUACCUGUGUGAUCACAAGCAAAUCAAUGAACAUUUCUGGGACUCAGUUUCUUCAUCUGUUGGAAUAAGAUCCCAUGAUCUUGGUUCAACCUCCUCUACUUAUAGUAAAAAUGAGGAAAACGAUUAUAGACUUAACUCUUUUCAGCAGUACAAUGAUCCAAGACAAUUCCAAAAGACUCACGGAAAAUGCUUUCCACAUCCAGAGAAAGAACUAUGGAGU
Messenger RNA from Dromiciops gliroides (monito del monte), 2607 nucleotides. RefSeq lists its product as uncharacterized. NCBI's taxonomy places the organism in Eukaryota, Metazoa, Chordata, Mammalia, Microbiotheria, Microbiotheriidae. Bases 238 to 1803 code for a protein of 521 amino acids. The record is from RefSeq and is a predicted model, not a curated record. The transcript is spliced from 16 exons.